GCAUUUGAAGCGGUAUGCUGCGAACCUGAUAAUUCUACCAGUGAGCUAUUAGGGUAUAUUGUACGGUUCUUCCUUUGCAAGCCAUCCACUCAUGGCCCCAAAACGGACACCAAAGCCCAGCUCGCAGCAGGACGAGCUUAUGGCUGCAAUUGCUGCAAACGACGAAACAAGCGUUAGCGCGCUUUUAGGUUUAGGCGUCCAACCUAACUAUGUCUCUGCGGAGAAUGGCUUGUCUCCAACUGUUGCUGCUGCCGAAAAUGGUCUAGCGAGCAUUCUGAAGAUACUUCUCAAACAUGGCGCUGAAGCAAAUGGGGACCUCAGCAAUGGGAAUUACCCUCUGCGAGCUGCCAUCUUGUCUGGGGAUGGAGACUGCUGUCGACUACUACUCGAGCAUGGAGCGGAUGUCAAUUAUUGCAGCGCCCGCGGCACGCCACUUAUGGCCGCAGCAGCCGCUGGGGACUGCGAAACGCUGACACUCCUGCUCGACUCGGGUGCCUCUAUUGACGCGGAGGCCAAGGACGGCCUCACCGCACUAGCUGCCGCGGUGCGUGAAAAUCAAAAAGAGGCAGUGCGGU
Messenger RNA from Astrephomene gubernaculifera, 575 nucleotides. The record is from the annotation of a GenBank genome assembly. NCBI's taxonomy places the organism in Eukaryota, Viridiplantae, Chlorophyta, Chlorophyceae, Chlamydomonadales, Astrephomenaceae.